AACAGGCAGCGGGAUCAGCUGACUGAGGCAGGGAGCUGGCGCAUGGGUUAGUGUUAGACAGCGCAUCUCCCGUGCUGGAACGGGCAGCGGGGAACGGGGCAGAGCCGCGCAGCCCGGGGAGACGACAGCAGCCCAGCCAUGGCACCCCGGAUCAGGCUGAGCCUUUCAAAGCCUCUCCCAACCAUACGGGAAACCCACGAGGAAGUGGUGGAGGAUCCAAGCAGCAACCCAAAGUGUGCUGGGGAUGCUGCAGCCAGCCCAGACUCACACUCCAGUGAUGACUACAUCCAAUCCAUCUGCCACCUCGCCAGACCCACCUUCCCAGCCCUUCUGGAAAGCAGACGGAAGGGUAAGGACAGAAAGGCCCUGAAGACCCUUGAGGAUGUGUCAGGUUCUCCACCGCUUGUGGGGAUCCAGCAGGAAAUGUCAAAAUGUAAAUUGACCAAUUUCAUCUCUAGUGUGGUGCCACUGGGAAAAGUCCCACCUACAGAAAUCGACUUUUGGUCCAGAGAGGAUCCCCUGGAACAAAUUUACACCAAUGCAGGAAAUCUUUGCUCCUCCAAGGCUUCUUCCUAUGGUGAAAGUGGCAGCACUGGUUACUCACAGUGCAACUCUUCUGCCCCAAAUGGUGACCUUCAUCCCACAAACCUGGAAGAAAAAAACACAGGGAAAACCAGUUUUCCACGAGUGUUCAGUUUUCCAAGGCUUCCCUCCCCAAGACCAGCUCAGAAAGAAGCAGUAUGCUCAGAGCUGAGAUAUCUCAAAAGGGAUGAGGGAACAGUUUUAGGGAAUAACCACAGUCAGAAAGAAAAUGGCCCCAUGUUCAUUAACACUGAAGAGCAAUUGGCACCCUCAGCCAGAGGGAAGGUGGCAGGAAACCCAGCCCUGCCCUGCUCUGUAGGAAGGCAGAAUUUGUUCAAUACAGCAGGGAUAGAUGAAAAAGAAAGAAAAACUUCUCACUGUGACAAAAAUGUCAUGGGUGGUGUUCCCACUAAGCAGAGAUAUUUCGAGUCUUUCCAGGUACCUAAAAAAGCCACCAUCCAUAACUGGAUUUCAGAGCACAGAUGCAUCUGGAAAGAAGCAAAGAUAAAAGCUUGUUUGCUCCCAGCCAUUGCUGAAGUGUGA
Molecule: messenger RNA, 1125 nt
Organism: Camarhynchus parvulus
Lineage: Eukaryota; Metazoa; Chordata; Aves; Passeriformes; Thraupidae
Exons: 2
Coding region: 139-1125 (328 amino acids)
Biological process (GO): regulation of autophagy
Cellular component (GO): mitochondrion
Source: RefSeq, a predicted model, not a curated record